AUGACUCAUUGAUUGAGCCGGUUUAAAAUUAGUUGUGUGCGCGAGUGUGAGUGUGUUUUCCGCCCCCCGGAGCCGCCGGGAGCCGGGAAGGAGGGAGCAGGGCUCGGAGAGGGGAAGACGGCGCGGCGGGGCCGCGAGCAGGGGGCAGGGAGGGCCUGGAGUGACGGCGGGCGAGGAAGAAAAAUAAGCUUUUCCAAUCUCCUCCCCUCUGUUUUCCCCCCCUCGUUUCUUUUCUCUCUCGGAAGCUCUAGGGUGUGAAUCACAUUUUCUUUCUUCUCGGCAAAAUGGACCCCGCGUCUGGGGAGGGGGAGGGGAGAGGGUGGGGAGGGAGGCGGCGGAGACGGGGUUUAUUUUUCAUCCUGGCUUCGUCCUUCCCGCCGCAUCUGCGGGCGGCCGCGGCGAGGAGAGCAGGUCCGGGCUGCAGCGGGGAGAGCUCGGGGCGGCCGAGUCGCCCCGGCCCCGCUCCCACUCCGGACCCGCGGCGGCGGCGGCGCGCACCUGCCGCGGGACGGCCCCUUCCCAGCCGCCUCGCUGCCUUCCCGAAGCACCGCAGAGGAUCUGCGGCCGGAUCCGGCCGAGCCCCCAGCCGCGCGAAGGGUCCGCGGCCGGGUCCGGCUGAGUCCCCAGCAGCGCGGAGGAGUCGCGGCCCAGCUGGGCGUCUCCUACGAGGCCCGUGCUGUCCGCCGCGCCGGCCGGAAGAGCUGUGUGGCUGGGACGGCGCUUUUUUGGCCGAGUGCGCGCGGGCCUGAUGCUAUUCGCGCCCCCCGAGUCGCCCCAAAUGCGGGAUCUCGGGUGGGGGGUGCGGUUGGAAGGCGCUAAGAUGGCGCUGGGCCUGGCCUGUCGCCAGGGCUGGUGGCGCAGUUGCUCAGCAGGCGCCAUCUUUCUCGCGGCGCGGGCGGCGCCCUCCGAGGACAUCUC
This is a messenger RNA of Piliocolobus tephrosceles (Ugandan red Colobus), 918 nucleotides long. Its product is annotated as translation initiation factor IF-2-like. NCBI's taxonomy places the organism in Eukaryota, Metazoa, Chordata, Mammalia, Primates, Cercopithecidae. The record is from RefSeq and is a predicted model, not a curated record. The transcript has a single exon. The coding region runs from base 285 to 749 and encodes 154 amino acids.